CACGCAUGGCGUGACAACAGACCCGCGUGACCUUCAUGCCCGUCCGCCAGUUUCACACAGAAUGCCUUGAUAUUCUGCAUUGACUAAGGUGUAAAAGAUAAAAGGGUCGGGUCGGCUGUCUUCUUUUUCAUCAAAUCGUUUCUCCCUUCGCAGUUGUUGACUCGCUGUGCGUCAGACGGCAGACCCCCUCGCUGGGCUUGGACAGCAAGAGCACAUUGUAGAGGGAAGACGUUCGCAAUAUGGGCUUGAAGAAUAGUGAAGAAGCAGUAGCCGUUCAGAAAUUCAAGGAAUAUCUUCGUAUCAAAACGGUCCAGCCGAACCCUGAUUAUGGUACUGCAGUGAAAUUCCUUCAAGAGUAUGCCAAGGAAUUGGGGCUUUUGUGUCAAGUUGUUGAGCCUGCACCUGGGAAACCAGUCGUUAUCAUGACAUGGAUUGGUCAAAUGUCAGAUUUGUCUGCAAUUCUUCUCAAUUCUCACAUGGAUGUAGUGCCAGUAUUUCCGGAAAACUGGAUCCAUGAUCCAUUUGAGGCUUUUGAAGCUGAUGAUGGAAAGAUAUUUGCAAGAGGAUCUCAGGAUAUGAAGUGUGUUGGCAUCCAACAUUUAGAAGCAAUCCGACAUCUCAAAAACAAAGGGUUCCACCCCAAGAGAUCUGUGCAUUUGACAUUUGUACCUGAUGAAGAAAUAGGUGGUGAAUUGGGCAUGAAGAAAUUCUGUAGAAUGCAGGAGUUCCAGAAACUCAAUAUUGGUUUUGCACUGGAUGAGGGUCUGGCAACACCUGAUGAUGUUUAUCCUGUCUUUUAUGCUGAACGCAACCAAUACUGGGCAGAAUUUGAGUUUGUUGGGAACCCUGGUCAUGGAUCAAGAUUCAUAGAGGAUACAGCUGUGGAAAAAGUGCACAAGUUCAUGGGAAAAGUUCUACAAUUCAGGGAACAGGAGAAGCAGAGAUUGGAAUCUCACCUAGAACUCACAGAUGGAGAUGUAACUUCAUCCAACAUAACUAUCUUACAGGGAGGAGUCCAGCCAAAUGUGGUUCCUUCAAGCAUCAAGAUCACUGUUGAUUUCCGAGUUACACCAUCAAGAAAGAUGGAUGACUUUGAAAGAAUGAUUCAGUCUUGGAUGACAGAAGCAGGCCCAGGGAUUUCAAAACGUAUGCUGGUUGAACAUAAGGAUCAGACCUUCACUUCAAUAUCCCCUGAUGACCCUUGGUGGAUGGCAUUCUCUGGCGUUUUUGUUCAUCUGAAUCUCAAGAUGGAUCCUCAAAUAUUCCCAGCUGGCACAGACAGUCGGUUCCUGCGAGAGUUUGAAUUUGCAAAACUUCUUUCCACAAGUCCUCCUCAUCUGGAGCAUCUGCUUGGUAUCCCAGCUAUUGGCUUUUCACCCAUGAUUCAUACUCCCAUCUUACUCCAUGAUCACAAUGAAUAUCUCAAGAGACCAGUUUUCCUUGAUGGAAUUGAGAUCUUCGUGCAUCUGCUGAAAGCCUUGACAACUGUUCCACAGCACUGACAAUUUGUUCUUGUCAGAUUUGGCUUGCCUUAGUAUCUUUCCUCUGACUGAUAGUAGCUGAUAUUAUCUCUAUGCUUUCAAUUUCACAAAAAUUCUGAGUAGAAGAGCCAUGAGAUUCUUUACCAUAUCCAGGGAACUGUGUUCUUGUGAUGAUAAUAACAUGCUGCUGCCAUACCCACGCUACUUUGACCAAGCUGAAAAGCUACACAGAUGAGUUUUACAUUCUUGCAAGGUGAUAUUUUAUUCCAUGCCCAUACCUCAUUCCUGUGAUGCUUGAAAGGUGCUUAUAAUGUGCAAUCGCUGUGACUGUUUCUAUUCAAUGGGGAGACAUUUGCAAUGCUCAACUCCCCUCUUUUUCUUUUUUGAGCUUAGCAAGUCAUGCAUCUUGUCAGGAUCUUGUCGUUUGUAUAAACACUCUAUUGAAUCCUUGGCAAUAAAUUUAAAUUUUACAGA
Molecule: messenger RNA, 1955 nt
Organism: Darwinula stevensoni
Lineage: Eukaryota; Metazoa; Arthropoda; Ostracoda; Podocopida; Darwinulidae
Source: the annotation of a GenBank genome assembly